AUGACUUCUUUGAUCUGCAACAGGUACCAACCGAAUAUCGCUACGGUGGCGAUCGAGUAUCCUCGGCCUUCUGUAUUGAAUGAUGUAAAAAUCACGGUAGAAAGUGAGAACGUUGUGCAAGAACUAGGAAAUAUUGUCCUUAAUAUAAAUUCUAUAAAUUUAAAUCAUGACGAAUCUUUCCCUACUUCAAACCAAGAUAUUCUCGUAUCUACGAAUACUCAAGACCCAAUUUCUGAUAUAGUCAUUGAUAAUGAAAACAAUACUAAACGUACAGAUAAAAAUAAUAUAACCCAGAACAAUAUGCAGCAAUCCAGUGCUUCUGCUACUCCAUCGUGUUCUUCAAAAGUGGUCAUACUCAGUAAUGUUCCAUAUCACGGUGAUUUGUUAAGUCAUAAAAAACGACAGAACAAGGCGACAAAAGAUUCAAAGAAAUAUAAACGCAAUGUUAAUAAAGAAUUACGGAUGAGAGGUGAAAAUUAUUUAGGAUACAGAAGAGACAGAAAAGCAAAGACUAAUGAAACAUUUAAAGUGAAACAAGACGUAUUUAAGCCUGCAAGAUCCAUGAAACCACCGUGCGCUUCUGCGUUUUGCAAAAAAUCCAAACUCAGAUCAUGUGACAACAUUAACGAACAACAGCGGCAAUAUUUGUUUGAAAAUUUCUGGAAGAACAUGAACUGGGAGCAGAGAAGAUCGUUUAUAACUUCUCACGUUAAUAAAGUACCAAAGAAAAUUACAAAAAAUCCAGAAUCAUCCAAAAGAAUUGAUAGUCGAACUUACGUUUUGACGAUUGAUAAUGUACGUCACCGAGUCUGUAAAAGAAUGUUCUUAGCUACUCUUGGUAUUAAAGAUUGGUUUGUCAGAUAUUGGCUGACAAAAACAGACUGUGCCAUGCCUACCGAUUUGUCUACUUCAACCAGUAAUCGCAGAAAUCCAGAGAAAAUUGAAGACCCCAAAUAUGUUGAAAAGUUUUUAGCAGGUUUUCCAAAGAUGCCGUCGCAUUACUGUCGUGCUAAAACAUCCCGA
This is a messenger RNA of Brenthis ino (lesser marbled fritillary), 1023 nucleotides long. The record is from the annotation of a GenBank genome assembly. Lineage: Eukaryota; Metazoa; Arthropoda; Insecta; Lepidoptera; Nymphalidae.